CCAAGAUGGCGGCGUCCUUUAUACCGCUGUCUCUGAAGAUGUCACCGUCAGCUUUACUGGGCUUUAGGUGGGUUUUAAAAGAACAAUAUUCUUCCAGAAAGCUGCUGACAUCUUUGACAGAGGUCUGCAGAAGAGGUUACUCCGUGGAAGCCCAGCAGCAGCAGGAGGUGGAGGAGAAGGGUGCAAGACCCGCAGGGUUCCUCGGGCCCCUGGAUCACUACAACGGGCUGCUCAGAGACGGGUCUCUGCGGGAGGAUGAGCACCAGAGAGCGGUGAUGCAGACCCUGGAUCAGCUCCACAAAACGCUCCGAGGAUACAGCAACACACCGGUGUCUUUCUUCUCUAAGUUUUUCACAAAACCGAAGGCUCCUCAAGGUUACUAUAUCUACGGUGAUGUUGGCACAGGAAAAACUAUGGUGAUGGACAUGUUUUAUUCUUACGUUGAGACUGAAAAGAAAAAGAGGGUUCAUUUCCACGGCUUCAUGUUGGACGUGCAUAAAAGGAUCCAUCGACUGAAACAGAGCAUGCCAAAGAGGAAGGCAGGUAAAAUGGCCAAAUCCUAUGACCCCAUUGCUCCAGUUGCAGAGGAGAUCAGUGAGGAGGCUUGUCUUCUGUGCUUUGAUGAGUUUCAGGUGACUGAUAUCGCUGAUGCCAUGAUUCUCAAGCAGCUCUUUGAGAAUCUGUUUCUGAAAGGUGUUGUUGUUGUGGCCACUUCUAAUCGUCCCCCUGUAGACUUGUAUAAAAACGGUCUGCAGAGAGUCAACUUCGUGCCAUUUAUUGCUGUGUUGCAGAGAUAUUGCCAAACUCUCCGCCUGGAUUCUGGGAUAGAUUACCGCAGAAGGAACAGACCGUCUGCUGGAAAACUCUACUUCCUCUCCAGUGAGCCUGAUGUAGAAGCAACGCUAGACAAGAUGUUUGAUGAGCUGGCUUUUAAGCAAAACGACAUAACACGACCAAGAGUUCUGAAUGUGAACAACAGGAAAGUCCGUCUGAACAAAGCAUGUGGGACCAUUGCAGACUGCACGUUUGAGGAGCUGUGCGAUAGACCUUUAGGGGCCAGCGACUACCUGGAGAUAUCCCGGCUGUUUGACACCGUAUUUAUCCGACACAUUCCUCUGCUGACGCUAAACAAGAAAACUCAAGCCAGGCGGCUCAUAACGCUGGUGGAUGCCCUCUACGACCACAAGGUGCGGGUGGUGAUUCUUGCAAAUCAUCCACUGGAUGAUAUUUUUGUGCACAAUGGAGGGCACGGUCACGACGAGAGCCACAUCCUGAUGGACGAUCUAGGGCUGAAAAGGGACGAAGCCAGCAGUCUGUCCAUCUUCAGUGGAGAAGAGGAGAUGUUUGCCUUCCAGAGGACAGUGUCUCGCCUCACAGAGAUGCAGACAGAAGAAUAUUGGUUGGAAGGAGACAGAAGCGUUAAAUCACAGAAUUCCAUCCGACACAAUCUGUCCCUCCAUAGUCGCUUUGUGAAAGUCCAGAAUGAAGGAACAGGAAAGAGCUCCUGGUGGAUGGUCAACCCAGAAGGUGGGAAAGGAGGCAAAGCUCCCCGGCGACGGGCCGUAUCUAUGGAUAACAGUAAAUACAUCAAAGGAGCCCGAGGACGGGCCACCAAGAAGAAAGCCUCGCUGCAGGCAGCUCAAGAAGGCAGCACAGAGAGUUCCUCCAGCCUCUCCAAGUGGACAGGGAGUCCCACCUCCCGCAGCAGCGACGAGCUGGACGCCUGGACGGACUUCCGCUCCCGGACCAAUUCCAACGCCAGCACACUCAGCGGCCGUCUGUCCCCGAUCCUGGCCAACCUGGAGCUGGACGAGGUGCCCGACGACGACUCCCCCCUCUCCCCGAUGCUGUACUCCAGCCCCAGCAGCAUGUCCCCGUCCACGGGGCCCACGGGGCUCUCCGACCUGGCAGGUACCAUGAACCUUAACGACGGGCUCUCUGACAACCUGAUGGACGACCUUUUAGACAAUAUCAGCCUGACAGCAGCCCAGCAGCCUCCUCCUGGAGAGGAAGAAAACGGCUCCACCGAGCACGGGAGCUCAGUGUUUACCUUCAGCUGCUCAGGAAGCAGUCUGGUUAGCCCCGCCGGCAGCUACGGGCCGAACCCUCUUUUUAGCCCGCCGUCCAUCACAAGCCUGCGGCAGUCGCCCAUGCAGACCAUCCAGGAGAACAAGCAGACCACCUUCUCCUGCCUCUCGCACUUCAGCGACCACCAGACCCUGCAGGACCUGCUCAACCUGGACUCCCACAGCCCCAGCAACGUCAUGCUCACCCAGUCCGACCCGCUGAUGUCGCAGGCCAGCACCGCCAUCGCCCUGCAGAACUCCCGCCGAAACGCCCUGCUGCUGCGCAAAGACCACGCGUUGGUGAACCACGCCGGCGCUUCUGAGGCCCAAAGCUCUUCGGUGCCCGGUUGGCAAGCUGGCUUGUCAACCUCGGACAAAGACGCCGGUCCCGCUGACGCCAAGCAGCCGAACCUGAAGUCCCCCAGCAAGAACACCUCUAUGCAGCUCGGCUCCGGUUUGUCCGGCCAGGACCGCUUUCCCGCCGAUCUGGACCUCGACGUGUACAACAGCAGUCUCGAGUGCGACAUGGACUCCAUCAUCCGCAAUGAACUGAUGGACGCAGACUGCCUGGACCUCAGCUUUGACUCUCGCCUCACCGCCGCCCAGAACGCCAACAGGAAUUCAGGAAGCUUCUCCAGCUCCAAUCAGACCUCCCCUCAAAGCUGGGUCCAAAGCUGAGGGGUUCAGUCAGAGCUGAGCAUGGGGAUAAAAAACAAAGUGGGGGACAUAUGUAAAUUUGGGUUCAUUGUCCUGCGUCGUGCAACUAGAGGAAAGAAAGUAUGUAAAAGUGUACUCAUGUAGUAUUUUUUUCCCCAUUUUUUUGAAUGUGAGGCAUUAAGUUUAGUACUGUAUUUUAAGCGUACGAGACACACAAUGGUGUCUUCACAGAGGAGGAAAAAAAUAAUCUUUAAAAAAAGAUCAAUGCCUGGGCGGUGUGAACAACAGUGUUGACGGGAAGUACAGGACAUUUUGUUAAAAACUAUAUGAAACGCAUCCACUCGUGUUAGUCUCAGGGAAUCACUCGUGCAGUAUCACAAAGUGAUACAUGAAACUGAAGAUGAAUUACGUCUUCAACCCUGCUUUCUCUCAUCUUUCACACCCUUUCAUACCUGAACCUGAAACAUUUUUGCCAAACCAGCUGUCAGCCCGUUGUGAGUGACAGCCUGUUUACAGAAAAAAAGCUGCAGAGAAUGUUACAUGAUUACGUUCCAGUGGAGGAUACUUGACUAGUUUUUAUUUCAUUUUUAACUUUUUUUUAAGAGGCUAAAUGGACUAAAAGAUAAAAAACAAGUGUUAAUGAAAAGCCCCCCCCCAUCGAUGCACAAAGUCACCAAAUAUCAAUCUGUAGAGGUUAAUAUGUUUUCAAGAUGUGAACCGAUCUACAUUGUGUGGUUUUUGUACGUAAUGUUUUAUUUUUACUUAGCAAAUUUUACCCUGUGAUUUUAGUGACAUAACUGUGAAUUCCGUUCCUUCUGAAGAGGUGCAUUACUGAAGUCUUGAUCAUAUGGUGUUUCUGCUGCAGAACCCUUUCCACCAUCUUCCCUCCCCCCUCUUCCUCCUCUUCCAUUAAAUGCAAUAUUGGAAGUACUGCUCAGUAAACAUAGUUUAGGACAGAAUUAAGGACCGUGUUUAGUAGGAAACAUGAUGUAGCUCUAGUUGACACCCUUUACACUAUCCAACACGUAGGACUAUUUGGAUUGAAAAUAACCACACUUAAGAGACUCGACAGCACUCGGCUACAAUAUUUUUGAGUUGGUAAAUUGAAGGAGUUCUUGGUGCUAUAAAUAAGAAGAUAGCAGGGAGUGGCUGCAGAUGGAGCAGCAUCAGUGGCCUCCCCUUUGUUAUCAGCACUACAGCAGGUGCUGGGGUCAAAUAGUGUUUCCAACCCUGUGACAGGAGGUUGUGUAGUAUCUUAGAGCAAUUUUGCCAUUUGAGAAAGAAACAACUACAUUAUUUAAAUAUUGCCAAAAUAUUUCUGCAUUUAUUAAGUGGAAAUAAGAAGACGUACAGUGUAUAGAUGUUAGGAACCAGUAAGGGCAAAAAAAAAAAAUCGACAUCAGCAUAAUUUUUGUAGGAACGACAGGAUGAACUUUUUUAUUUUACAUUUUUUUUUAUCAGCUGGAAACUGUCAAUUUUCACUGAAUUUGUAUUCUUGUUAAAUGAUUUAUUUAUUUUAUUUUCCACAUGUACAUAUUUUGUGCUUAUUUCCAUCUGACGUGUGGUUGAGCUGUGCAAAAGCACUUUUGUUUUAAUGCUCUCCAACAUUUUGACCACCACAAACGGCAAGUCAUGCCUGAAAUGGUGUCCUCCUUUAGAGUUGUUGAAAAAAAACAACAAUGUAACGCCCUGUUGAGUUUAACUGACAUUAAUGUCACAGAAAUAUUGAAUCCCAUUUGCCUUUUUUUGUUUGAUUUUUACACAAGUUCUGCACAAGUAUGCUUCCAAAUAUCAUUUUUCUAGCUUCACAUGGAUGAUUUCACGACCAACUUGAAGCUCCAUUUUUUUUCUACAUUAACCUUGAGUGACUCUCACUGCCAAUAAUAUUCAAACUCCAUUUAUUCCUAUUGCUCCUACAAAGAACAAAAGAGACACCACGUUGACAUUGCCAGUUGUAAUUCCAAUUCCUAUCUUGGCUGUAUCAGAGAUGGUGCAUGUAAAUAAAGCUUAAAG
Messenger RNA from Anoplopoma fimbria (sablefish), 4736 nucleotides. Its product is annotated as forkhead box protein O3-like. Lineage: Eukaryota; Metazoa; Chordata; Actinopteri; Perciformes; Anoplopomatidae. Gene Ontology annotation, cellular component: mitochondrion; cytoplasm. The record is from RefSeq and is a predicted model, not a curated record. Gene Ontology annotation, biological process: regulation of DNA-templated transcription. Gene Ontology annotation, molecular function: ATP binding; DNA-binding transcription factor activity; ATP hydrolysis activity. The transcript is spliced from 14 exons. Bases 6 to 2744 code for a protein of 912 amino acids.